ACACACCUAGGCUACUGGGGGAGUAGAACCAUUGGGUGGAGCAGCAACGUCGCGUGCUGCGCAAUACAUUCAGUAGCCUCGUAAACGCUGCGCGCGGUGUGGUUGCAGAUGCAGGUCGCUAAGUCUGCGCGCGAUGCGGGGGGAAAUGGCGAACGGGGGCGGACGGCGGUGCGCCUUGUGAGGAUACAGUAGACACCCGGAGCUGUGGCAGGCGGCAGCUCGAGGAAAGACAGGAGAAGGAAAGGAACCAUGGAGGACUCGGAGCCCGCAGAGGACGGUUUGCUGGCGGGCUUGCGUUGGAACCGGAGCGCACGAGACCAGGCUCAGCUCAAACACAAAAUCCGGGAUCUGCCGGGGCUACUCAAGCACGGGCUGCACCUGCGGAAGAAGAGCCAAUCACCUGACACUAUCCCCGGACCGAGCGCUGGACCUACAGUACACAGGUCUUGUUCCCAGAGUUUUCCAUGUGCUGGUCGGGCUGUGAGGAAUGCCUUCCUCUCUCAUGGACCAUACCCAGCUAAAGACAAGAUACACCUGGCCAGAAUCAUACGACGUAGCUACGUGGGCGUGGAGCUGGUGCAGUGGCUGUGUGAGCAGUGUGUGUACGUGCGUUGUCGGACUACUGCUGUGCGUGUCUGGCAGGUGCUGCUGGAGCUGGGAGUCUUGCUGUCUGUGGACCAGCGGGUGAUGUUUUCAGAUUCAAACUCUUACUACCAGUUCAGCUUCGAGGAAUGUGACUCCGCCUCUUGUGACUUUCGCUCCAAUGAGGGGGAAUGGCCAGAGGCAGUUAGGCUCCUCCUACAACUCGCCCCGUACAUCCAGUUUCGCUCUGGAGGCGGGGCCAACAGCCCGUCAGAGGAGGACUCUGAAGGCAACAGAGACAUCUGCAGUGAGACCCAGAUGAAAGCUCUUGAGAGGCUCACGUCUACGGUACAAAGUGAGUUGGCGGCUGCUCUUGCUCGAAAGACACGCAAAGCUUUAUCAGAGCAGGACUCUGAGACGACGGAGACGAGCCAACGGGAGCCUAGCACACCGAGCGAGGAGAGCAGCCCGCUGGACGGGGUGUGUGCACUGCGGGAUGGCGGGGGCAGCAACAGCGGAGGAAUGGGGACUGUUUGUGCCCGCGAGGAGCUGACCAGCCGGCUGGGGCUGGAGGCUGUUCAGCGGCUGGCCAAGGACGGCUGUCGGCUGCUGCAGAACCACAACUACCGGCUGCCCGACAGGAACCAGAUGGAGGCAUUGGGAAGGGUUUGUCUCAAGGAGAGAGGACGGGAUGUGUUGGUGUUGCGGAGAGUGACGACAUCACUGACGUCCCCAUCAGACCGGCCCUCACCCACAUCGUCAGGGGGCGGGUCCGGAGAGGACGAUUGCGACAGGAGAUAUGUGGUGGUAUCGGGGACACCGCUCAAGAUCUUGGAGCAUCUGCUUAGUGACCUGCGGUUGGACGACCAAAGAGGGGCGCCAGAGAUCAGGGAGAGCGAAAUGCUGCUGGAUGACUUCCUGGUAACCUACCAGGUGUUCAUGUCCACAAAUGACCUCUGUCAGGCUCUGCUGGGACACUAUAGCAGCGCCCGCUGCAGGGUCCAGGAAGAGGGCAAAGACGCCCUCUUCAGGAAGCGUAAGGUACUACAGCUGGUCUCCCAUUGGAGCAGGCUUUACAAGGACUUCCUAAAGGAAGAGGAGCACAUCAGGAGUUUCAUGAAGACUCUGUAUAGGUGUGUUUUAGAAGAUCUGUAUGAGUUCCCCACACUGGAAAAAGACCUAAAGGAGUUCCAGAAACUUCUGCGUCGCAGACACACUGUGGAUGACUGCCCUCCAAACCAAAAGAGUAAACAAAUGCAUCAGCAGUUGAGUUUGAAGGAAAACUGUUUGCCACUACGAAGUCCACCGACUGAUACUAGAGAUAUUAUUUGUUGCGUGUACGUCAGCGCUGACUCCUACCUGAGUGUCCACACACAUCCCUCACUGGAGGCCCAUGAGCUGCUAAGGAUUGUGGGUCUGAAGAUGGACAGAACAGAAGAGGACAUGGUGCUCGCUGUGGCGUCACAAACUGGAGAGCGGAGGGUGUUACAGCCCAGUGACUGUGUGUAUUCAGAGUCCAUGACCCCACAAGGAAAGCUUGUGGUCUGUCGCAGGGACCUCAGUGAGAUUCUGCCUCCUUUAACGGACAGUGCUGAGCUAAGCAGGAGGCCGGUGCGACUCUUAGGUAUUAACACCUGGGAUGUGGCAGCUGCUCUCACACACCUGGACUGGAGCCUCUUCAAAUCCAUCCACGAGCAGGAACUGGUGUACUACACCCUCAGCCGUGCUCCUGGUACGGGCCACACAGCGGCGCUGUCUGUCCUGCUCCAGCGCUGUAAUGAGGUCCAGCAGUGGGUCAUGUCUGAGGUGCUCAUGUGUGUAUCACUCAACAAGAGAGUGCAGCUGCUCAAGAAGUUCAUCAAGAUCGCAGCUCAUUGUAAAGCCCAAAGGAAUUUGAACUCUGCAUUUGCCAUCAUCAUGGGUCUUAACACAGCUGCUGUCAGCCGACUGAACCAAACCUGGGAGAAAUGUCCAGGGAAGUUCAAGAAGCUUUUUUCAGAGUUGGAGCUCAUCACGGAUCCAUCUCUCAACCACAAAGCCUAUAGGGAAGCCUUUAAGAAGAUGAAGCCUCCCAAGAUUCCUUUCAUGCCUCUCCUUCUAAAAGAUAUCACCUUCAUCCACGAGGGAAAUAAGACCUUCCAUGACAACCUGGUCAACUUUGAGAAGCUGCAUAUGAUUGCAGACACAGUGAGAAUGAUUCGCCACUGCCAAAGUGACCAGCCAGGCAACGAGGUAAUCGGGGUCGACAGUGCAGAGGUGAGGGCGAGUGCUCACUACCUGCACAUUAUCGACAAUCAACAGACUCUUUUCGAGCUGUCACACAAGCUGGAGCCACGUGCUUAAGGAAACACACACAUACCCCAAUAGACGCACACGCAAACACACUUGACACAGCGCAGUGGAAAUUAGUAUGAUGUGACUUGGAAGAUGCUUUGUAGAGCAAAAUGCCCCACUCACACAUGCAGUGCAACCAAAUCACACUACCAGCAGUGGUGCCAAGUGGACAAUAGGGUGCCAUGUGUGGAAAACCAAUGAAGACACAGAGCUGCACUAAGCCUGUUUUUUAAGGCUUUAUAACACUGAACAUGUGUUUAUAAAGGAUUUAUGGAUAAACAAUUUAAGUCCAUACACACUCUGUGAACUAUCUACAGGAAAAGAUUCUGCGCAGCAAAACUGAGAUUUGCCAAACUGAGACCGAGAGAAGAAGAGGCUGUAAUUAGUUUGUACAGUAUCUAUUGGAUUUGUUUUUGUUAUUGUGGUUAGUUUUUGGUUAUUUAUUUAUUAGCAGGUGGAAUGUUCCUUUGUUUCAGUCUUUCAAGUCUUGCCCACCUUCUGGAAGUCAACAAGGACUUGAUAGCCUCUUCAUCAUUUCAUUUACAAACACAAAACUAUCUGUAACGGAGUUAGAUGUGUUUAAAAGAAUCUGCCCCCUCAAUUAUCUCAUAUGAUUUCAUCUGCAUAUUACACACCUGCCUGGUCCUUUAUCCAUAUCCAGGAUACAUGCAUACAUACCUAUUUAGGUAUAUGAUGUGGAGCUUUUUUUUGGUUAUUGUGUGGUUGAUUAUUAUGUAAUGCAAGCAGCGACCAGGGCUGAAGCUGUAAACCACGUAAACAUACCUACACCUUUUACCUAUUUUAUCACUUAGGCUCUGUCUUUUAACUUAAAUGUGCAGACCCAGUGAGUAAAAAAUGGUUCAACGUAAACAAUGUCUGGCAUGUGAAGGAAGCAUUGUGAGAGGUUUUUAUUGACUGACUUUAAUGUUGGAAACAUUAAAGCUGUCCUACAUGUGCCAGAGUUAAAAGAAAAAAAGAAAGAAAAAAAGUUGAUAAACAGUGAACAUUUCUCCUUGUUUCAAUUUUAGAGUCUUGGUUGACUUUUAGCCAAACACUCCUCAUCCACUCUUCUCUAUGAUGUUUUUUGUGUAAAUAGAUAAGAUAAUUUUACAUUGUAUAUAAUAUGGACCUAUAGAUUUAUCAGUGCCAGAUGUCACAUUGAGUCCUGCAGCAUGUAGAGACUGCAACAGUAGAGAUCUUGGUUUGUUUGGGUAUCGGUGUCUUUUACCACUGACAUUAUUUCCUUGAAUGAGCUCUUGAAUGACGCCUGGUCCUUGAUCAUGUAACGCAGAUCAGAAUCCUCAAAGAGAGGCUUUCUGACAUUAUGUUGACUGACUUCAAGGUCUGUGAUGGUAUACCACACAGUCCCGUCAUAGCACAACUAUUUUUCCUUUUUUUUUUCUUUUUUACUUUAUCCAAAACAAUCAUGUUCAUUUAGAGAUUUUGACAUUCAUUUCUACUGAGUGAAAAUAGCACUUCAUUCAGAAGUAGGCUUGUGUAAACUGUCUGUGAAAACCAACACUGGGUGUGGACAGAAUAAUGGAAGCACAAGGGCACAUGCCAUCAUACUGUCUGUCUGGUAGAAGUUUUAUAGUGUUGGUCGCCCAUUAAUUACAGGUAUCCCUCUAACAAUGGUUCUCUUUAUGACCCUACAAAUACAUAUUGGCUGGUAAAAAACUAUUCUUUCUGAACCAAGCAUCACUCAAAAACAGUCCUGUUGACAUGGCCAUGAAACAACUAUUUGUUAUUCAAAUCACUAAGGGACCAGCCUGUCAUGUUGCUACUUUUAGUCUGUAGUUACCAGGAACGAAAUGCUGAAUGGGAUAAUGGGAAUCCUUUAGAAAUUCUAUAAAUGAUUAUACACUCAAAGUAAGACAAGAAACCUCAUGUAGAACCACAAGAUCAAAUCUGGCAAACCUUAUUACUGUUUACAUUAUUUUGUGCUUGCCCUGAAUCUGUUUUAUACACAGCUAAGCAUUUCAGUGAUACAUUUCUGAAAAUAGUGAGAAUUUCUGCUGAGUAGGAGGAAACAUCCAAAGGCAAGAUUUCUAAAUGUUACGUAGCGAUGCAUGUCUUGCAGUGUAACUUAUAAAAGCAUGGGGUGUUAAAGUGUAACACAAUAGAACAUGUUGCCACAAGUGUUCAUCAUCCUUUUAACACUAAGCCUUUCAGAGCACAGAGCUGCUUCUCCUGCAGAUCAAGAAUCAAAUAGACAAGAAAGGACUGGGAUUUCCCCAAAGGUUUUAGUUCCCAAAACAUAUUUGAUUAAUUACAAGACAAAUAUCAAAGACGAUCUCUAGGUGAAAAUUCAAUUGUAAACAUAUGUAUAACCUAUGUGUUAUGAGCAUUUUAGUCAGUCUGCGCAUUAAACGCUCUUUAAAGGCACUAACCUGUUGUCACGGACAAACCGCACAGGUGCUCUGACACUGACUGUAGAGCCAGUUUUGUGGAAACUGUUAUCACCCAAAUUGUUAGAUUUGAAUGUAAAUUUAACUUGAGCCAUAUAUGUAUUUGAUAUUAUGUGGACUUUAAGUUGAAACAAAUACUAAAGAAGAGCAAUUUUCAAGGAAUUGUUACACAGUCUGUAGAUUAUUCUUCUCUGGGAGUUAUACAUAUCCAAAACUAUGUCACAACACAUUACAGAUUAUAGGAAUAACAUUCAAAAAUUCUGAGUUUUAAUUGAGAAACAAUUGGUCUUGUUGCUUGGGUUCAGCUUUUUGUAAUAAGAACGCAGUGUUACGUUUUCACUUUAAAGUUACAUGGUCUCAUUUUAAAGAUGCUUUUAGUGAAACCAAGUCAGCGAUUCUUGGACUGUUAGAGCUGAGAAAUCAGAGGCGUGGUCUGUUCAUAUGCAGUGUCAUAGAAAGGCCUCGUGGUGGUCAUUUUAACUAUAAACCUUUACAUGACGCACACAUACACGCACACACACACACACCUCUGCUCAUUGUGUUCAAAGAGCAAAAUAUUUGUGCUGUAUUACUUAUUUAUUGUCAUGUGUUUAUUUAUGUAUUUUUGAGGUGACAAAAGUUAAUGUGCCAUGUUCAGAGGUUCAUCAAUGCAGAAGUGCAUUCUUGAGAAGAAAACAUGUUUUUGGUUUGAAGCUGCAAUGCUAGAAUGUAAAAGUACUUGUCGUAAUGUUCUGUGGCAACUUGAAACAGCAGAAGAGCAAGUCCGGGUGAUGACGCUCCUCUUUCCUCUGGUAUCAGAUGUGAUGAACAGGAACCCUUCUGGUUGGGUGUUUAGUGUUUUAUCGGCAGUUGUCAUGACUCAUGACUAUGUAAAGUUAGUUUUUGUUUGUUAAAGCUAUUUUGUUUAAAUCCAUGUAUGCGCAUGCAUGUAAAAACUAAAAAAAACACAAAGUUCACAAUGCAAGAGAGGACACAUUGAAGGUUUUGUACUAUUGUAAUAUUGUUAAUGUGUAAAUAUAUGCCCAUGUUUGGUUUGUUGUAAUUAUUUAUCAGUUGUAAAUGAAAAAAAAGUCAACCACAAAGCAAUACGUCUCCUCUUGUGUCCACUCAACCUUCUGACAGCUGAAGCCACAUGUCUUUUCUAAAGGGGUGUUUUACUAUGUCAACAUUUGACUGAAAUUAAUAAAUUAUAGGUUUUAUGUGACAUC
Molecule: messenger RNA, 6532 nt
Organism: Etheostoma spectabile (orangethroat darter)
Lineage: Eukaryota; Metazoa; Chordata; Actinopteri; Perciformes; Percidae
Gene: rapgef5a
Product: Rap guanine nucleotide exchange factor (GEF) 5a
Biological process (GO): Ras protein signal transduction
Cellular component (GO): plasma membrane
Molecular function (GO): guanyl-nucleotide exchange factor activity
Source: RefSeq, a predicted model, not a curated record